Hymenoscyphus albidus is the source of this 1643-nucleotide messenger RNA. Lineage: Eukaryota; Fungi; Ascomycota; Leotiomycetes; Helotiales; Helotiaceae. The record is from the annotation of a GenBank genome assembly.
GCCUGCCGACCCACACCACAUAUGCCCCCCCCCUAAAUUAACGUGCCCACACACCCAAGAAGAAGAGCCCGCAGGGUACUGCCGAAACAUUACUUCAGCAGCCGUCUCCCUCCUCUUCCUUCUUCAACCUCAUCAUAAGAUACAGGUCCCAGUUGGAAAGCCGUUUCCUUCGUUCGUUCCACACUUGAGCAAUACACCGCUCCCACACUCCUUCAACCCAACGGCCUACAUCUUAACGACUCAACAUCCUUUUUUUUUUGCGAUUUUCAAAUACCCAAUCAUCAUUUGAAACGAGUUUAUCCUUCAAAAUGCGUUACUCCACUGCAACUGCUUUAUUUGUGGCCGCCAUGAGCGCCAGCGAUGCGAUGGCCGGCCCAGCUCACGCACACCUUCACCAACGUAUCCACCAGAAGCGAGAGUAAGAUGACUUUGAUCUAUGAAGUCGAGAUGACAUGUAUGGCUAACACCACCCUGUAGUGUUGAUUGGAAGAAGGUUGAUUACAGUAAAAUUGAUUUCUCCAAGUUGGAUGUCGACUGGGCCAAAGCAUACGCCAAAGGAUUGGGUGAGAAGGGUAGCACCAUCAGCGCAGCCGAUCUAGGGACCUCGUUGCUCGCCUCCAAGCCCAAAUUAUCAGCAAGCCCAAGCCCCUCUGUCAACCCAACCAAGGACAGCAAGAAGGGCGACGAUGACAAGGACGAUAAAGAUGACAAGGACGACAAAGACGACAAGAAGGAUGAUAAGCCUGCAAAGCCAACAGCCACACCAAAGCCAUCUUCUGACGAUGUGGGAGAACUGCUUGGUGGUGUCGUAGGAGUUUCCAAUGACCGCAAGAAGUUUGGAGGCAAGUCCACCCAAGUCUAUGCGCUGGGCGACUUCGCCGAAAACAACGUUGGCGUCCCAUAUGGAGCCAACGUCAUGAAGGUUGAUAAAAUCGGCGAUUAUCCUUUCACCGUCACCUUCGUGAACCCUCAGAAGAAGGCCAUCACCAUCAACCUCUGGAACAAGAAGGGCGCGGAGAAUGGCGGGAACCCCACCGUUUUGUCGGGAUCCACGGAUGCUCCCAAGAAGACCACCCUGACUUUCGUUCUCCCUCCAGGAGGAGAGCAAGUCGUUGCCGUCGAUGAGAACUCCAACAUUGCCUGGGCCGAGGCCACCACCAAGCUCAGAAAAGACAGCGGCGGGUUCGACACCAGCUUCGGUGAGGUCACUUUCUUGGCCAAGGGCAGUGGAUACAACUUGUCGGCCAUUCCCAACACCGCUGGCAACAAAUAUGACAUGUCCAUCAGCAGCAAAGAGGUCAAAUGUGUCAGUGAUAUGACCCAGAACUACUGGUUGACCGCCACCCAACCAAUUGGUACUAGUGAUGGAAGUUGUUACAUUCCUUCAGCCACUGCGACUCUCCGAGUAGUCAUGGCUGGAAAUGUUUAGAGCAAAGGACAGAAAACGAGAGUGUUUAGGUGUGCAUAUUUCUUUAACUUCUUAGUAUAUAGUGUAAUUUCAAAAACUUCUGGUCCUAUCUUUCAAGGCGCGAUGAUGCUGUGAUAGCGGUGUUUUUCUCCUAUGGGGUGACUUGGAAUGGUGUAUGUAUAUAAUUGUUGAGCAUUAGCUGUGGAAAAAUAUAUAUGGAACAAUUGGACCAACC